Cylicocyclus nassatus is the source of this 1670-nucleotide messenger RNA. The record is from the annotation of a GenBank genome assembly. NCBI's taxonomy places the organism in Eukaryota, Metazoa, Nematoda, Chromadorea, Rhabditida, Strongylidae.
AUGAAGCCUGAAAGUGCACUUGUUGAGAAAGCGUCGGUAGUCAUCAUCUGCGUAGCCGGAGCGUUUCGAAAAGGAAAGAGCUUUCUUUUGAAUUUCUUUCUGGAGUACCUAUAUUGCUUACAAAAGUCGCAACAGACAGAGGCUCCAUUGGAAUGGUUGACAGAUGACUGCCAAUUACAUGGAUUUCAUUGGAGGUCAGGAGCAAAGCGGGAUACUGUAGGCAUAUGGUUAUGGGGAGAGCCAAUCAUGAUUGAGGCAGCUUCUGGAGAGAUGUACGCCGUGCUUCUGAUGGACACUCAAGGAACUUUCGACAACACAUCCACCUAUCAGCAGUGCCUUACCAUCUUCGCUCUUUCCACUAUCAUUAGCUGUGUACAGGUUUAUAAUGUCGUUGACAAUAUCCAAGAGGAUGCUUUGCAACAUCUUUCCUUGUUUGUCGAAUAUGGAAGGUUGGCGAUGACUGAAGCGCGACAAUUCGGAAAGCCGUUUCAGGCAAGAAAACUAUGCAAACUCAAUGAUGAUAAUAAUGUAUCUCGUUUAAAGAACCUCGUAUUUUGUGUACGCGAUUUCAAAAAUCCGGAGGAGUACGGGUAUGGAGAGGAAGGAGGAGCAAAGUUUCUAGAGCAAGUACUAAAGACAUCCGCUGAUCAACCCGAUGAGAUUCGCUGUGUACGUGAGCAACUAUCGGAGUGUUUUGAGCAGAUUUCCUGUUAUCUACUACCACAUCCUGGCUAUCGAGUCGCUGAGCGCCAAUCUUUUAGGGGACAUGUCAAGGACUUACGACCGGUGUUUCGAGAGGAGCUCAAGAAGAUGGUCCCAUCACUGUUGAACCCGCACGCCUUGCAGCCGAAAAUCGUUAACGGAAAGCCUGUAACCUGCAGGAAGCUGAUGCAUUAUAUCAAGGAGUACGUGGGUGCUUUCGACGGUAGCUCGAUGCCAGAAGCGCACAGCAUCCUGAAUGCCAAUGCGAAAUUAAUCUGCAUAGAAGCAGCGACUGAAGCGAAAAUUGCGUACUGUCGAGGAAUGGACAGAUCGACUGUGGGUUCUCGAAUGAUGCCUGAGAAGAGACUAUUGGAAGCGCACAUCAAGCACGGCAUCACUGCACUGAAUAUUUUUGACAAAUGUCCGAAAAUAGGAACCGCUGAAGUUAGGAGCAGAGCUUUGGCGAAGCUGCAAGAGGACAUCAAUGCUGAGCUGGAGCGAUACAAGCGGCUGAACAUGGCCAAGAAAGUCACUGGUUGCGCUUCGGCGAUGACCGCUUGUGGAGACAGCGCACUGCUUGGAGUGGGCCUCGGCGCCGCAGCAUCCGGUGCGGUAGCUGCAACGGUGCUUACUCUACAAACAGGGUUGGUUAGCUUAGGCAUUGUGGCAAUACCGAUCUCACUUGCUACACUUUUCUUGAUAUGGAUCUAUGUGUUUACGAAACCUCACAUUGAAGCCUGUCUAGGAAAGGAGCCUCAAUAGGAAAUAGAUAAGGGUAGACUUUUAUGAUUGUGAUUACUUUGAAAUUGAAAUUCAAAAUCCCACUUAUUCACUUUAUUUUUCACAUUGAUAAUCGGUGCUACAGCUUAUUUAUGUGCCUUCGCGAUAAAGAUUCGCUUACCGCAUCAUGAACCCUGCAAUUUGUAAACAUUUUUGCAUUUGGUUUUGCGUUUUGAAGGUUGUGUGAU